AUGGUUGCUCUUCAUAAUCUUUGUUGUACUGAUAGUUCUUUACUUUUUGGCACCAUCAUAACCAACAGGAAGAGAUAUCGUCUGGGUCAGGCCCCUAUAAGAGGUACCUCGUGGUUAACACCACCUUCCUAUAGACAAUCCCAAAGGCAGUAUAAUGAAGGCGACAAUCAUAUCGAUUAUGUCCCAGAAUACACAGAAACUGCAAAUGUGCAUGAUUUGGGUUAUUUUGAUGAACGAGGUGAAUUUCAUAUGAAUGAUAAAGUUGAGCGAACUAAUCCGGGACCCGUAAAUACAAGUACUUUGUCAGACUCCUCUUUAGAACAUCCAAGACCCGCCGUUGUGAGAGAUGACGAUAGUUCUGAUGAUUUGCAAUUCACAAGACCGGCAUAUACAGCUGCUGGAGCCUCUAGUAAUCAAUACUACAGUUCUAGUACCCAGAAUGAAGAAUUGUCUUCGCCACAGAGGGCAAAACUCUCCCAUUGA
Messenger RNA from Kazachstania africana CBS 2517, 483 nucleotides. Its product is annotated as resistance to Congo red protein. Lineage: Eukaryota; Fungi; Ascomycota; Saccharomycetes; Saccharomycetales; Saccharomycetaceae. Gene Ontology annotation, cellular component: intracellular membrane-bounded organelle. Gene Ontology annotation, biological process: vesicle-mediated transport. The transcript has a single exon. Bases 1 to 483 code for a protein of 160 amino acids. The record is from RefSeq and is a predicted model, not a curated record.